AUGCCUGUGGUCGACCCCCAUCACCAACGAAGUCAAGUUGCGAGUCUACCUAUCCCCAAUUCGCCUUAUCAUGAUGUACGGAUCGCAGACCUGGACAGCACCAUCUACGGUGAUGGAGAGGCUUAUUUGCACGGAAGGAAGCUGCUUAGAGGGCUGCCUGGGGUAUGUCACAGUGAAGAUCUUUACGCGGAAAUCGAUGUGGUGUACCGGUGGAUGACACGUGAAAAAAAAUCAACAUCUUAUACCGCCAUCGAAAGUGGCUACAGCAAAUCGUCUUCGCUUUUUUGGUCAUAUACUGAUGAAACCAGUAGAUCGCUUUGUUCAGUCAUUUCUGUGGAGUUUUCGGGUUCAGGCUGGAAGAGGCCACCCGGCCGAAAACGGAAGUCCUGGGCAGAGGUGGUGAAAGAGGACGUGACGACACUCGGCGUGGAUAGGCAGUUCAGCCGAGGCAUAAGGUUUCACAUGACAUGGAAUAGCGACGAAUGGAUUGAUUCUGUGCAAGCUCUCGCAGAAGAUUGA
Necator americanus (New World hookworm) is the source of this 519-nucleotide messenger RNA. RefSeq lists its product as uncharacterized. The transcript has a single exon. The record is from RefSeq and is a predicted model, not a curated record. NCBI's taxonomy places the organism in Eukaryota, Metazoa, Nematoda, Chromadorea, Rhabditida, Ancylostomatidae. Bases 1 to 519 code for a protein of 172 amino acids.